CACAUCUCUGCAUGUCUGGCAGACAUAUUAGUGUGGAUGACGGAUCACCACCUCAAGCUGAACCUCGGCAAGACGGAGCUGCUCUUCCUCCCGGGAAAGGACUGCCCAUUCCAUGAUCUCGCCAUCACGGUUGACAACUCUGUUGUGUCCUCCUCCCAGAGUGCAAAGAGCCUUGGCGUGACCCUGGACAACACCCUGUCGUUCUCCGCUAACAUCAAGGCGGUGUCCCGAUCCUGUAGGUUCAUGCUCUACAACAUUCGGAGAGUACGACCCUGCCUUACACAGGAAGCGGCACAGGUCCUAAUCCAGGCACUUGUCAUCUCCCGUCUGGAUUACUGCAACUCGCUGUUGGCUGGGCUCCCUGCCUGUGCCAUUAAACCCCUACAACUCAUCCAGAAUGCCGCAGCCCGUCUGGUGUUCAACCUUCCCAAGUUCUCUCACGUCACCCCGCUCCUCCGCACACUCCACUGGCUUCCAGUUGAAGCUCGCAUCUGCUACAAGACCAUGGUGCUUGCCUACGGAGCUGUGAGGGGAACGGCACCUCCGUACCUUCAGGCUCUGAUCAGUCCCUACACCCAAACGAGGGCAUUGCGUUCAUCCACCUCUGGCCUGCUAGCCCCCCUACCUCUGCGGAAGCACAGUUCCCGCUCAGCCCAGUCAAAACUGUUCACUGCUCUGGCACCCCAAUGGUGGAACAAGCUCCCUCACGAUGCCAGGACAGCGGAGUCACUCACCACCUUCCGGAGACACUUGAAACCCCACCUCUUUAAGGAAUACCUGGGAUAG
Messenger RNA from Coregonus clupeaformis (lake whitefish), 786 nucleotides. RefSeq lists its product as uncharacterized. NCBI's taxonomy places the organism in Eukaryota, Metazoa, Chordata, Actinopteri, Salmoniformes, Salmonidae. The annotation marks the transcript as partial. The transcript has a single exon. The record is from RefSeq and is a predicted model, not a curated record.